Molecule: messenger RNA, 1641 nt
Organism: Penicillium taxi
Lineage: Eukaryota; Fungi; Ascomycota; Eurotiomycetes; Eurotiales; Aspergillaceae
Product: CBS domain-containing protein
Exons: 5
Coding region: 1-1641 (546 amino acids)
Biological process (GO): regulation of mitotic metaphase/anaphase transition; cellular response to glucose starvation
Molecular function (GO): protein serine/threonine phosphatase inhibitor activity
Source: RefSeq, a predicted model, not a curated record
AUGGCUGACAGUCAACUUCGCCGGGAAGCUUCCGAUGCCUCCCUAAAUACAACUGCCGGUAUAAACGGCUCUGCUGUAACUUCACCUCGGUCCAGCUCUGAAAUUCGGCCCUCCAACCGUAAUCAACACCGUGUGUCACAUUUGACUCAGUCAAACCAUCAACACCGUCAGAGCUUGAGCGAGUCCUUGCGUGGUCCUCCCGGCUCCCCUCGAUCACGAAGACAGCCAUCCCUCACCCAGUCCGCUAUACAGAGUCUCAUCGAUAACCCACCCCCACCAAAGAAUGUCGAUCCGGCUUUUAUUGGUCGGGACUGGCAAGCGAUCUCCAUUGGAGAACUGGUCAGUCUGGAGGACGUGCGCUUUGUAGAGUUGGACACUGGUAUUGAGGAGGCCACAAAUAUACUAAUCGAUUCGGGUGCGCCGGUCUUAUUGAUUCGUGAAACCCCCGAAGACAACUCUGCUGUUGCAACAUUUGAUUAUUCAGAUCUCAAUACCUAUCUGCUUCUGGCUGCUGGUCUAGCUCAUCCAGGAGACCAACAGCGCGCAGCCUAUGAGGUGCUUGCCAAUAAAGCCCAAGAAGGCGAAAAGAUCCCUCUCAAGGAUGUCAAAAGCUUGGGCAUGGAGAAGGAACCGCUUGUCACGCUGCCCGCAUCGGCAAAUAUGGUCAAGGCAGUUGAGACUUUCGGCGGCGGCAUCCAUCGUGUAGUGGUAACUAAAGAGGAGUCGAAAGACAGUGAGGUUGUCGGCGUUUUUAGUCAGUUUCGACUGGUCAAGUUCCUUUGGGAAAAUGGACGCAGUUUUCCAGCGAUUGAAGAAUUAUAUCCUCAGGCUCUGCGCGACUUGAAAAUUGGGUCUCAGGAUGUGAUCUCCAUCAAUGGUGACAAACUCCUCGUUGAGGCUCUUCAAGUCAUGAACAACGAGGGUAUUACUUCCCUUGUCGUAGUGGAUAAUCAUUUCAACGUGAUUGGAAAUAUUUCUACAACAGACGUGAAGCUGCUGACACGGACUUCGUCGAUACCGCUACUUCAAAAUACCUGUACUCAUUUUAUCUCGGUUAUCCUUUCCACUCGAGGCCUGAUUGAAGGGCAAGACUCGUUUCCAGUAUUCCACGUCAAUCCGAGUUCGACUCUGGCUCAUACUGUCGCAAAAAUUGUUGCGACUAAAUCACACCGACUUUGGAUAACCGACCCACAAUCUCCAGCCUCAUCAGCACCUCCGACCCCCUCGCACUCUAGCACCCAUAUCCCCCUGCCCACGCCCACCAGCAUUCCUGUGAAUUGGCCCAGCAGUGCUAUCUCUCCACCCCCAUCGCCUCUUCCCGUUGGUAUAACCUCACUACAACCUCUCAAUCCCACCGCAUCGCAGUCUUCUGUCCCAUUUAACCCCACUGUGUCAAGCAGCAUCAACCCACCUCUUGCCACAUCCAUUCCUGCCUCAACACUGCCCGGUAGCCGUUUGUCAGGACGGCUGGUCGGUGUUGUCAGCUUGACAGAUAUUCUGAAUCUACACGCUCGUGUGAGCGGUCUAAGCCCGGCCGACCCGGCGGAGACCCGACGACGCCGUCGCAGUAGCAGCUCAUCGAGCCUGUCUGUCCGUCGCAGUGGUGAAAUCGGGCGAGAAUUGUUUAGCCGCGGUAUCUAA